AUGUCGUCAUCCUCGUACAAUCAUCAGCCCCAGUUGUCAAUCAAUUCUGUUCAAUCCUUAGUUGAGCCAAUCACACCACCACCGUUAGGUCAGAUGCAUCAGAAGAAGAAUCAUCAAAAGACUCAGUCGCUGGAUGUCUCGGAGUUCAGUCAAUUCAUGUCUUCAGGUCUAAGCACACACACACAUCAGUCGCCUAUGAUGCUUAUGAAAAAUUUCUCACCUAAUGGUGGUUUUUCAAAUGCAACUGGAUCAAUUGUGAACGCUCCGAGUGCUUUGCCUUUUAUCAAUGAGUUCGAUUUGAACGUUGAUAUACCGGCUAGUAACGCUGUAGCUGCUGCUGCAAGCAACAACAACGGCAACAAUGGCAACAAUAAUAAUUCUGGUUCCACAACAUCGGCCUCCUCACUAAGAAAUGCAAACAUAACAAUGACAGGUUCAACUGAACAAAGUUUACCUAAUUCAACAAUGUUAGAAAUUUCUUCAAUGCCGUUGGAAGAUUUGGACUACAUUAAGCUAGCAAAGGAUCAAUUCGGCUGUCGGUUUUUACAAAAAAAGCUAGAAAAUUCAGCCGAGUCAAAUAAGGUAAGGGAUCUGAUGUACGAUCAAAUAAAGCCUUACUUUUUAGAGCUAAUCCUUGACUCUUUCGGUAACUAUUUAAUCCAGAAACUUUGCGAGUAUUUGACCACGGAGCAAAAAACUAAAUUAAUUCAAUCAAUAUACCCACAUGUAUUCCAAAUUUCUAUUAAUCAGUAUGGUACUCGCUCUUUACAGAAAAUCAUUGAUACUGUCGAUAACGAAGAGCAAGUUGACUUGAUAACUAAAGGAUUUUCUCAGGAGCACACAUUGAUUCAACAAGUUGUUACUUUGAUAAAUGAUUUAAAUGGUAACCAUGUCAUUCAAAAGUGUAUUUUCAAGUUUUCACCUUCUAAAUUCGAUUUCAUCAUCGAUGCUAUUGUGGAACAAAACAAUAUCAUUACAAUUUCAACCCAUAAACAUGGUUGCUGUGUUUUACAAAAGUUGUUGAGUGUGUGUACGUUACAACAGAUAUUCAAAAUUUCUGUCAAAAUUGUUCAGUUUUUGCCCGGUCUAAUUAAUGACCAAUUUGGAAAUUAUAUCAUUCAGUUUCUGUUAGAUAUUGAGGAAUUGGAUUUCUACUUGUUAGCAGAAAUAUUCAACAGAUUGUCGAAUGAACUUUGUCAAUUAUCAUGCUUAAAAUUCUCGUCUAACGUUGUGGAAAAAUUCAUCAAAAAAUUAUUCAAUAUAAUUACAGAUGAAGCUCCAAGAUUUUGCAAUAAAUCUAAUACCAACGAUUCAAAUGAUGAUGUAGUUAAUGCUGCUAUGAGAAUAUUGUUAACAAUUAUAGAUAUUUUCACCUUGAAUUUAAACAUUUUGAUUAGAGACAAUUUUGGAAAUUAUGCUUUGCAAACUCUUCUCGAUGUCAAAAAUUAUUCCCAAGUUUUGGAGUAUUCUGGUAAUAAAAACGUCGCCAAAUCUCCGAAGCUUGCGUCUUUUAGUCAUGAUUUUACAACUAAGAUUGGAAAUUUGGUUGUUUUGACGAAAGAAUUAUUACCAAGCAUCAAGACAACAUCAUAUGCUAAGAAGAUUAAGUUAAAAGUCAAAUCGUACACGGAGCUGACAGGAAUUGCUCUCACAGAUGUAAAUCCCAAAAAAAAUAGUACUAAAAAUAAUAGUACAAUUAAUAAUCAGAAUUCUAAAAAUAAUGGUGGUCUCAAUACUCAUUUUACCCACUAUAACAGUAACAAUAACAAUAGUAGCAAAAACCACAAUGGCAAUCAUAGAAAUAACAAUAACAAAAAUACAGUCGGCAUGUACCAGAAGCAGCAUACUCGCCACUUUUCUUUGCCAGCGAACGCGUAUCAUAGAAGAAGCAGCAGUUCCAACUCGUUACCUUAUGCAGUCAUCCCGCAGCAACCGAAUGCCCAGAAUUCUCAUCACAGCAAUGGUCUAACGAUACCCUAUGCUACUGAUCAGGCAUCAUCGUAUGAUUAUCUGUCGCGGUUGGGCGAUCAUGAACAGUUCAACGAUUCGAUCACUCAAAAUUUGCAGAAGCAACAAACACAGUUCAUGGGUUCUAAUUUGCAAAAACCUAAUUCGAACCCAAAUCUUCACACUCUGCCAGGACUGCGUAGCUCCAGCAACUCUCUAACUUUUAUGAAUGAUUCAAUUUCUAACAACACUAAUAACAGCAGCAGUUCCAACAGCUUUUUCCCUGCCACUGCUGCUGACCCAACAAUGAUGAAUAAUUUUGCAUUCUCUGGCGGUUCUCAAUCCAAUUUUACUGACUCGAGCUUUUCUGAACAGAGAAUCACCAGCAACCCUUUUCCAGUUUAUCACCAUCAGCCUGCAGCUAAUCAACAAAAUUUCAGCAAUUAUAUUCCUGCACAAGCUGGUGAGGGUUUUAUGUACUUAGAAGGGAAUACCAACGAAUUUACGAGUAGCGCAGCGGGAUUCAACUUCGGAUUCAAUUAA
Molecule: messenger RNA, 2490 nt
Organism: Zygotorulaspora mrakii
Lineage: Eukaryota; Fungi; Ascomycota; Saccharomycetes; Saccharomycetales; Saccharomycetaceae
Gene: MPT5
Product: Mpt5p
Exons: 1
Coding region: 1-2490 (829 amino acids)
Biological process (GO): post-transcriptional regulation of gene expression
Cellular component (GO): cytoplasm
Molecular function (GO): mRNA binding
Source: RefSeq, a predicted model, not a curated record